Molecule: messenger RNA, 2288 nt
Organism: Vitis riparia (riverbank grape)
Lineage: Eukaryota; Viridiplantae; Streptophyta; Magnoliopsida; Vitales; Vitaceae
Product: F-box/LRR-repeat protein 4
Exons: 8
Coding region: 284-2122 (612 amino acids)
Biological process (GO): SCF-dependent proteasomal ubiquitin-dependent protein catabolic process
Cellular component (GO): SCF ubiquitin ligase complex
Molecular function (GO): protein binding
Source: RefSeq, a predicted model, not a curated record
AUAAUUAUCGAAAAGCAGUCAAAAAAAGAAAGUGAGGGAGUGUUGGCUAUUUGGCCUUGAGGGCCGAGAGACACAGGAAGCUUACAGAAGCAGGUACAUAAAGCCCACCUAUAUUCCUCCUCUUCCCCAACCGCCCGCUCCACCGCUUCUUCUCCCCUAAACCACCGCCACCGCCACCGCCACCGCCGCCGCCAGUCCUACUGCUGUAUCUCCAAUUCUUCCUGUCCUCUUCACAUUUCAUUCCUCUUUUUUUUUUAGCUAGGAAAAGGCUUGGUCGUCGCCAAUGAAAGGCCACGAUCUAAUCAACUCCUAUCUUCCCGAUGAGCUCAUCAUCGAGAUUUUCCGGCACAUGCACUCCAAGUCUAGCCGCGACGCCUGCGCUCUCGUCUGCAAGCGCUGGCUCGCCCUCGAGCGUAACAGUCGCCGCACGCUCCGCAUCGGCGCGUCCGGCAGCCCUGAUUCGUUCGUCAAGCUGCUGGCGAGGCGGUUUGUCAAUGUCAAGAAUCUUUACGUUGACGAGAGGCUCUCAGUCUCGCAUCCGGUUCAGUUGGGAAGAAGACGGGGUGGCAGCCAAUCAACACUCUCUUCUCUUAAGCUGCCCUAUAUGAUUGAGAGAGGUGAAUCUGAUGACAGUGAGUUGGAAUCAAACUGUUUUUCAGAUGCUGGAUUGAUUGCUCUUGGUGAAGCCUUUACCAAACUUAAGAAGCUGAGUUUAAUAUGGUGCUCUAAUGUAACUAGUAUGGGCUUGCAAUCCUUUGCCGGGAAGUGUAGAUCCUUGAGAUCUUUAGAUUUGCAGGGUUGCUAUGUUGGAGAUCAAGGUCUAGCUGCUGUUGGGGAGUGUUGCAAGGAACUUCAAGAUUUGAAUUUGCGUUUUUGUGAAGGCUUGACGGACAAGGGUUUGGUUGAAUUAGCAAUUGGUUGUGGGAAAUCACUGAAAGUUCUUGGUAUUGCAGCUUGUGCAAAAAUAACUGAUAUCUCAUUGGAAGCAGUGGGGUCUCACUGCAGAUCUCUUGAGACGUUGUCAUUGGAUUCAGAAUUCAUACACAAUGAAGGGGUGCUUGCUGUGGCGGAAGGUUGCCGUCUUUUGAAAGUUCUGAAACUACUAUGCAUUAAUGUGACAGACGAAGCUUUGGAAGCUGUUGGCACCUGUUGUUUAUCACUGGAAGUGUUGGCUCUGUACAGCUUCCAGAAAUUCACCGACAGGAGUCUAUCAGCUAUUGGAAAAGGGUGUAAGAAGUUAAAGAAUCUUAUUCUAAGUGACUGUUAUUUCUUGAGUGACAAGGGUUUGGAGGCAAUUGCAACUGGUUGUUCUGAACUUAUACAUCUUGAAGUUAAUGGAUGUCACAAUAUUGGAACACUUGGACUAGCGUCUGUUGGAAAAUCUUGCUUGCGCCUGACUGAGUUAGCUCUGCUGUAUUGCCAAAGAAUCGGUGAUAAUGCACUUCUUGAAAUAGGCAGGGGCUGCAAAUUCUUGCAAGCUCUUCACUUGGUGGAUUGUUCGAGUAUUGGAGACGAUGCCAUAUGUGGUAUAGCUAAUGGCUGCAGAAACUUGAAAAAACUUCACAUUCGCCGCUGUUAUGAGAUUGGGAAUAAGGGAAUUGUAGCUGUUGGUGAGAAUUGUAAAUCGCUCAAAGAUCUUAGCCUUCGAUUUUGUGAUAGGGUUGGAGAUGAUGCCCUUAUUGCUAUCGGUCAGGGUUGCUCCCUAAAUCAUCUAAAUGUCAGUGGUUGUCACCAAAUUGGUGAUGCUGGAAUAAUAGCCAUUGCAAGAGGCUGCCCAGAACUCAGUUACCUAGAUGUAAGCGUUCUUCAGCAGAAUUUGGGAGACAUGGCAAUGGCCGAGAUAGGAGAAGGUUGCCCAUCACUGAAGGACAUAGUGCUAUCACACUGUCGUCAAAUAACCGACGUGGGACUAGCCCAUCUUGUAAAAAAAUGCACCAUGCUUGAGACCUGCCACAUGGUUUAUUGCCCAGGCAUAACCACGGCUGGAGUUGCCACCGUCGUCUCAACCUGCGCGAACAUAAAGAAGGUCCUGGUCGAGAAGUCGAAAGUGAGCGAGAGAACUAGAAGAAGGGCAGGCUCAGUCAUCUCCUACAUAUGUGUGGACCUUUCAAUCCCGCACUGACUUUUAGUAUUUACUAUUUAGCUCAACACACCAAAUCCAGGAUCAAAGCUGAAAUAUGUUGUAUCCUAAUCUUGUUAGUUAUCCCUUCCCUUUUUUUCUUUUGUUGAGUGUAGGUGUAAUCCUCUGUACACAAAAUGUCGUUAAAUGAAGACUUCAUGUUACUUUA